Mandrillus leucophaeus (drill) is the source of this 1095-nucleotide messenger RNA. RefSeq names its product derlin 3 (gene DERL3). Gene Ontology annotation, molecular function: misfolded protein binding; ubiquitin-specific protease binding. NCBI's taxonomy places the organism in Eukaryota, Metazoa, Chordata, Mammalia, Primates, Cercopithecidae. Bases 34 to 735 code for a protein of 233 amino acids. Gene Ontology annotation, cellular component: Hrd1p ubiquitin ligase ERAD-L complex; endoplasmic reticulum membrane. The record is from RefSeq and is a predicted model, not a curated record. Gene Ontology annotation, biological process: endoplasmic reticulum unfolded protein response. The transcript has 7 exons.
GCUGGCUGGGCCACGCGUGCUUGAGAAGGUUCAAUGGCGUGGCAGGGACUAGCGGCCGAGUUCCUGCAGGUGCCGGCGGUGACGCGGGCUUACACCGCAGCCUGUGUCCUCACCACUGCGGCGGUGCAGCUGGAGCUCCUCAGCCCGUUUCAACUCUACUUCAACCCGCACCUUGUGUUCCGGAAGUUCCAGGUCUGGAGACUCGUCACCAACUUCCUCUUUUUCGGGCCCCUGGGAUUCAGCUUCUUCUUCAACAUACUCUUCGUGUUCCGCUAUUGCCGCAUGCUGGAAGAGGGCUCCUUCCGCGGCCGCACGGCCGACUUCGUCUUCAUGUUUCUCUUCGGGGGCGUCCUUAUGACCCUGCUGGGAUUCCUGGGCAGCCUGUUCUUCCUGGGCCAGGCCCUCAUGGCCAUGUUGGUGUACGUGUGGAGCCGCCGCAGCCCUCGGGUGAGGGUCAACUUCUUCGGCCUGUUCACUUUCCAGGCACCGUUCCUGCCUUGGGCACUCAUGGGCUUCUCGCUGCUGCUGGGCAACUCCAUCCUCGUGGACCUGCUGGGGAUUGCCGUGGGCCACAUCUACUACUUCCUGGAGGAUGUCUUCCCCAACCAGCCUGGAGGCAAGAGGCUCCUGCUGACCCCUAGCUUCCUGCUGGCGACAGCCCAGCAGUGCCCACACAGGACUGGGCCCUCCGCAGGGGACUUCAGAGCAGCAAGGCCCCAGCUGGCAGUAGCCUGACCAUCUGAACACAGCAGAGCCAGGGCAGCCCAGGGACAGCAGGAGAGCUCACGGCACCUUUCUGAGGCCAAGCAAGCGGAACAGAGUUAGGGCUGUUGCUGAAAGGCAGAGAACUCUGCCCUGAGCCUCGCAGCCACUCUUCUCAGCUCUCUGGGUCUGGAAGGAGAACAGGCUGAAGGGAGCUGAGGUGCUACCAGAAGCCGCAUUCACCCUCACUCGCCCACCUGGGAAUCGGAGGCAGAGGAGGGCGAGGCCUGUGUGUCAGCCUUGUUCACAUGCCACCUUUGUCCCCCCAAGCCCCAGCCCCACUUCUGGCUCUCAUUAUUUUUAUGCUAAAACUUUGAAGAAAUUGAACAUGAC